Molecule: messenger RNA, 2142 nt
Organism: Plasmodium coatneyi
Lineage: Eukaryota; Apicomplexa; Aconoidasida; Haemosporida; Plasmodiidae
Product: Erythrocyte membrane-associated antigen
Exons: 1
Coding region: 1-2142 (713 amino acids)
Source: RefSeq, a predicted model, not a curated record
AUGGAUUUGAAUUACGUAAAAUGCAGAGGCUGGUUUGUUCUGCCACUCCUUCUGCCGUAUAUUCUAUGUGGGUUGCUUCUUCUGUAUCGGGGGUCGGAGCGCAAUGACGCAGUGGUGCGAGAGAAGGGACAGGGGGGAGGCAUCCUCACGCUGGGAGGUUUGCUCUCAGGUGGAGUCAAUUUGAAUGUAACGAAAGGGGGAGAUGUUAGGAGAAAAUGUGACAGCUCUACCAAGGAGGAUGGUCAUAUAAAUAAUAGCGUUAGCCAGAGGGAAGGAUCAACUUCACUGGGGUUUAGUCCCUUUAACAACUGUUUUCUUCUGCCCCCCAAUAAGUACACGACGAGGAGAAUCCUCGCGUCUGCCAAGGAGGACAAUCCAGAAGAAUCAACCAAUGGUGUACCUAAAUCAGAUGAUACCUUCCAAGGAAGCGUGUUAAAUGUGUAUUUCACCGAGAACAAAAAUCUGUAUACAAAUGUGAAAGUCGGAGGACAGCCUUUGAAGCUGGCACUGAACAGUAGGGUGGAGGGCAUAUAUGUAUUUAUGAAGGAUUCGCAAGCCUGUUACGUAGGUGAGGAGGAGAAUAAUAGAACCUGUUACGAUCCGAAGAUGUCUAAGAAUUCUACCUGGUGCAACAACGAUCUUCUGUGCCUUCCGGCCAUUUUGUCGAGGCCAUACGAAUGCUACAGCGAAAGCAGUUUGCUUCUGGAGAACAAGGCGGAGUACCCCAGCAUGUAUUAUGAUUCGUUAAAAUUUACAGAGAGCCACGUGGAGGGAUCAGACGAUGUGGAGAUACUGGAUUUGGCAAGGGUGGGCAAGGCGGCUGGUGUAGCAGAUGAGGCAAAGGGGGAGGACAACACCUUUCAGAAUAUGGAUGUGAAGCUCGUCACGGACCUCAGCCAGUACAACGGGUGGAGCCUAUUCAAAGACACCGACGGGAUGAUGGGGCUGGCAGGAAGGGAACUCAGUUGCAGGCAUGUCAGUCCGUGGAACACUAUCGUCGAGAAAAACAAUUCUUUAUACGCCUUAGAUGUAAAUUUGCCCGAAGGUUCAGUGAAACCGUUCGUGGAGUCAGCUAGCCAAAAAGACGCCCCCAAAGGUGGUUCAUCUUAUGGUAAGUUUGUCCCGAAUAAAGCAGGCACAAACAAAGCAGAUGCAGCAACCGAACCGAAUGGAAGCACAUCUGAAAUACAUAUAGGAGAUUAUAAAAAGAACUUUGGGCCAAUCGUAUGGUCCGAGCCGAGAGAAAGAGGAGGAAUUUUCUCCGAUUCGUUCAUGCAGUUUACCUUGUACAAUUUAGAGGUGUGUGAAAAAAAUAUUUUUGGUAAGUACAGUAGCAACUGGCAGGGGGUAAUAGACCUGAGCAGCAAAUGUUUGGUCCUCCCAAAGAUGUUUUGGCUGAGUCUUAUGGAGUACCUACCGGUGAACAAGAAUGACGAGAGGUGCAUUCCGAAGAGCAAGGAAGUGAACUUCGAUGAGAGUACCAUACCGAGGAUGUGUUCUGUGGAUGCCAGGAAUAGGCCGCUGCCCGUGUUGAAAUUCUAUCUGUCGGAUAACGACACCGUGAGUGACAACAACAUUGGGGAGAGUAGCGGUGCAAGUAACGGUGCAAGUAACGGUGCAAGUAACGGUGCGAAUAACGGUGCACGUAGUAGAAACAUUCAGGAGGUCCAUAUCCCCCUGGACAACCUUAUCAUUAACGAGGAGGGCCAGAACGACGGCUACCUCUGCGUGCUGCCAGAUGUGCACGAAGGAGUAUCCAGUGAAAACAGCGGAAGGACCACCAAGCCGUUAGUUAAGUUUGGCACCUACGUAAUUAGUAACUUUUAUGUAGUGGUAGAUCAGGAGAAUUACAGAGUUGGGUUCGCUAACAAGAAGGAAUACCACUACACAAACGAUAGAUGCACAAAGAGGGCCCAGUGUAUAGGGAACCAGUUUUACGAGCCAGCCUUGAAUAUCUGCGUGGACCCUGACUGCUCCGUAUGGUACUUUUACACGCUAAACGAGGAAACGAAGAAGUGUGAAUCCAUUUCGUCCCGCUUCUACGUCUUCUUGUUCAUCCUGCUGCUGCUCCUACUGUUAGACAUACAGUCGUAUUACUUCUACAGGAAGUCGGUGCACGUGGCAAAGGUGUCCUCGCGGUAG